AUGGUGCACGAAGACGAGGGGCUAUGGGAUGAACUCAGUCACCAACAGAGCCGCGAGAUUCAGCAGUACCAGCAGGAAACUGUUUGGCAGCCGCCAUCGGCUGUAGCUUUACAUUCCAUUCGAACUUUGGAGACGGCAGGGCGUCUCGCCCGGACCGCCGCGAGUGAAGUGGGUCGAUUCGCGCACGUUGUGUACGAAGCCGGGACGGCCGCCUACCACCAACAGCAAGAGCGACAACGGAUCCAAUGCCAGCGUACCAAUACAAAUCCCACGACCUAUCUUGAGGAAUUCGGGAUACCCAAAGAAGCUCCCUUGCUGGACAACGAUUAUAUGGAUUACACGGCUUUCGAUGAACAACAACAAAGACCGGCGCAUCAAAAUGGCAAUCCCCGCGGGGAAAACGACUUUGUCUUUUUACCAAGCUUCCGACUGCAGCCUCAUCGCGAUGGAUGGGGCGCCGUGGCAAAUCUCGAUGUCUUCUUCAGUAGUUUGUACAGUUAUUACUAUCACCGAGGCUUGAUACCGAUCAUUGGGAAGGGAGUGGUCGAGCUCGUGACUCUUUUCUUUACCUUGUUCUUGUCGGUCUUUGUUAGCGCGUACGUGGACUGGAAGGCUCUGAGCUCGUGCAUUGAUGAAGCGUCUUGCCGACCCACUUUCAAGUCAUAUUUAAUCCGGAACCCAUUCGCGCAUUGGAGUCUCUGGAAUACGAUCGUGAUACUUUACAUCCUACUCUUUGCUGCCUACGGCUUGGUCGCGACACUCUCGCUCGUCCACACCAUUCAACAGGCUUUGCACGCCAAAUUUGUCUUUGAAGAUCGGUUGGGUAUCAGUGCACGAAAAUUGGAAGGUGGAGCCGUCGAAUGGGAUCGGGACGUGGUCUCCAAACUGCUCGAGUUGCAAACAUCCGGCGAAUAUCGCAUUGCGAUUCACGGGCAGGAUUUGGACGCUUUGGUCAUUGCGCAGCGAAUCCUCCGCAAAGAGAACUUUAUGGUGGCCUUGUUCAAUCGAGGUUUGUUAGACUUGACCAUACCGUACUCCAUCCAACCCUUCUUCUGCCCCAGCCUAGAGAACGCUUACGAUUGGAAGUCGACAAAGCAGUAUUUGGGACCUAGAGAGUGGUCACUAUCGGCUAAAUGGACUUUUCGGGAACUGAACGAGUUACCGCACCAUUUCGAACGACGUCUUUCGUCCUCCUACAAGGCAGCCGAAGGAUACUUAUUUCUUUUUGGACAGAACGAGGUUGUCGUGGCGCUCGGUCGCAUUCUUGUCUUUAUUGGAGGCUCAUUGGGAGCACUGCUCUUUGCGUUCGCAGCAAUGAACGAUGCAAUUCUGUUACAUGUAAAGAUUGCUGACUGGAAUUUGUUGUGGUAUGCUGGGGUAGUUGGUGUUGUCUAUUCCGCAGGCAAAGCUAUGUUACCAACCGCUGAAGCGCAGCCUCGAAGUUCACGAAAUUUAUUUGCAGAAAUCGAUGACGCGCUGGCCAACGUUGCAACAUAUACGCAUCACUACCCCGAUACUUGGCGCGGGCGAGGAUGGGAUCAAUCAACGUACAAGGCAUUUUCCACCAUGUUCAAAUAUAAAGCGCAACUCUUCAUGAUGGAAGUAGCCUCGGUUUUCCUCGCCCCUUACAUUCUCUGUGUCUCUCUAGCUCGAUGCGCUGAUCCAAUCUGCGAAUUUGUUCUUGCCACAAAGGCAGACGUACCCGGAGCAGGUGAAGUGUGCGGGUACGCCACGUUUGAUUUUGACCGGUAUAGUGAUGAAAUGUGGGAAGGUCGUACACUAGGGACCAAAGAGGCAAUGUUUGGAACGCUAACGGAAAGCAUUCUGCGAUCUGGUAAUGUAGAGGAAGCAACGAGGCAAUUUCCGAAGCCAAAAAUGCGACAUGGUAAAAUGGAAAAGAGUUUCUUCAGCUUCAAGACGUGCCAUCCCGGUUGGAAAUACCCCGAAUCCGGUCAGCUUUUGGUAGAUAGACUAGAGAGGUAUCAACGAGAAGAGGCGUCGGCUAUAAGUCGAGAGCAGCAAGCUCACGUAGAAGCGGCAGCUCGUCAGCUGGAGACGCUGGCACGAUUGGAAAAUGGAUCGACUGAGCCAAAUAAUCCCACCAAUCUUUUGAAUGACGCGUAUCUACGAAGAGUCCAGACUCUGAUUGAUGCGGAAGUGGAUACUGUCCCGCUUCCCAAGGGAAUUUCAAAUAUUAGUGGGUCAAAUGGGCUUGCGAUGCCGCAGUCGUCUCCGACACCUCUUACCGCUCCGGUACACACUAAUCCAUUACAGGAGGAUGUCUCUUGUUCGUCUGUUGUACCAACAACUUCAUAUCCUCGCCCAUCAUCGUCGUCGACUGUCGCUUCAGGGCUGCGUUCGACUCUGCCCUCCAACGCAGCUUUAUCUACGGAGCUGCGUCGAAUAUUGAACUUGUCGACUCUGGAUUCGGAUAUAAGCUUUGCCGGCAGUGUCAUUGCUGGCGAUGCAUUGGACACUUUUCUUUUUGAAGAGAGCCAUAUUACUACUCCCGGAAAACAAGUUGGCGUCAAAACCAAUACCAUUGCCGGUCUUAUGGUGGACAUCAUUGCAGCGGUGUUGCUCAGUCUGCGUCAAAUAUUUCUUCGAUUGCCAAAUGUGGAUGGGAAUCAGAUUGAAGGCGCUUUUGCUGGGGCCACCGUCCAUAUCAUGUUCAAUUUCCUGUCCGUGGCUGUACUAAGAAGAUCUAGGUCAAGAACGCUAGUGGCGAGACAGAGAGAGUUGGGGUGGUCCUCUGAAAAGAUGACGGAAUCAGUUUCCAGUUUAGUCAUUAAUUCCAACAGUGAUAUGGUCGAGAGCAUAGUGUUGGGAGUCGAUGACUGCGAGAAGGCGGAGGAUUAUACCCCAUGA
Phaeodactylum tricornutum CCAP 1055/1 is the source of this 2868-nucleotide messenger RNA. RefSeq lists its product with no specific name. Lineage: Eukaryota; Bacillariophyta; Bacillariophyceae; Surirellales; Neidiaceae. The transcript is spliced from 6 exons. The record is from RefSeq and is a predicted model, not a curated record. Gene Ontology annotation, biological process: protein localization to phagophore assembly site; autophagy of mitochondrion. Gene Ontology annotation, cellular component: autophagosome; phagophore assembly site. The coding region runs from base 1 to 2868 and encodes 955 amino acids.